AUGACCGCAUCUGAUCUACGUCAAAAAUUCCUUCAAGGUGAAACAACUGCAUUGAAUUUCAAUCAUCCAAAUAUUGUUAAACUUGUCGGUAUUGCUGUUCAAUCAUAUCCAAUUAUGAUUGUCAUGGAAUAUGUUCCAGGUGGUUCUCUUUUAAAUCAUUUACGUAAAUCGAAAAAUGCCCUGCCUGUUAUGAAAUUACUUAAAAUGAGUUUAGAUGCUGCCAGUGGAAUGAGUUAUUUAGAAAUGAAGAAUUGUAUUCACCGCGACUUAGCUGCAAGAAAUUGUUUAAUUACAGAUGAUGGUCAAUUGAAAAUAGCAGAUUUUGGAAUGUCUAGAGAAGAGCAUAUUUAUGAAUUAAGUGAUAAACGUGGUCAAAUUCCGAUAAAAUGGACUGCUCCUGAAGCUCUUCGUACAGGUCGUUAUACUAUUAAAUGUGAUGUUUGGUCAUAUGGGGUUCUUUUAUGGGAAAUAUUUACAUUCGGUGAUGUUCCAUACAGGAAUUGGUCAAAUCAACAGACAAGAGAUAUGAUUGAAUCAGGUUACCGAUUACCUGCGCCAGAUUUAAUGCCAUUAUGGUUACGUACACUGAUGAAUCGUUGUUGGAGUGAAGAACCUGAAAAACGUCCUAGUUUUGCUGAUAUAUCAAGUGAAAUUAAACUACCGAAUGCAAAUUCUUUUACACCAAAUCUACGCAGAUCUGCUGAUGCUCAUCAACAGAAUAAAUCUACCAAUAAUAAUGAUAAUAAUAAUCAUACUACUGAUAAUAAUAAUACUAACAGUAGUAUAGAUAGUAGCAGUAAUGAUAAUAAUCCUAUGAAUUCCUCAUCAAAUAAUUCUCGAUUGGCAAUAUCAGUGAAAGAUAAACGUAUCCGAGAGAAUUAA
Trichobilharzia regenti is the source of this 882-nucleotide messenger RNA. The record is from the annotation of a GenBank genome assembly. NCBI's taxonomy places the organism in Eukaryota, Metazoa, Platyhelminthes, Trematoda, Strigeidida, Schistosomatidae.